CAGAAGCUCCUACAGAGACCGACAAAGAAAGUUCUACUUCUUUAUUCCUUUUUUAUUUGUAUACGUCUUUUUUUUUAAAUCUUGAAAGUGGCUUCAGGAUAUUUAAGGAGAAAGAGAGCAGCAUGGGGUCUGAGGAUUCAUACAAUUUUGUCUUUAAAGUGGUUUUAAUCGGGGAGUCCGGUGUGGGUAAGAGCAACCUCCUGUCCCGCUUCACCAAAAACGAAUUUAGACAUGACAGCCGCACCACCAUCGGCGUGGAGUUCAGCACCAGGACAGUCCAGCUGGAGAACUUCAUCAUCAAGGCCCAGAUCUGGGACACAGCAGGACUGGAGCGCUACAGGGCAAUAACCUCAGCGUAUUACAGAGGAGCAGUUGGGGCUCUUCUGGUCUACGACAUAAGCAAACACCUGACCUAUGAGAGCGCCGAGCGCUGGCUGAAGGAGCUGUACGACCACGCAGACCCCCACAUUGUGGUGAUGCUGGUGGGGAACAAGUCUGACCUGGAGAGCCAGCGGACCGUCCCGGUGGAGGAAGCCCAGGACUUUGCAGAUAAAAAAGGUCUCAUGUUCAUGGAAACUUCAGCGCUGGACUCGACGAAUGUGGAAAGCGCCUUCCAUGAAGUUCUCACAGCAAUUCAUAAAAAAGUGGCCAGCAGAGAGGUGACCCGCGGCUCCAUCAGCGCCGUGACCCUGUCCGGCCCCAUCGGACUCAACGAAGAACAGCAGGAGCGCAAAGGCUGCUGCAGCAGCUCCUAACACGUCCACAUUCUGUUUGGUUCAAUCAGACAAAGGUUUAGACUUCAUCAAACAUCCCAUUUGUACAGUUUACUAUCAAAAACCAUACUUUAUAUCUGGAUUUUUUAUUUUAUUAAAUGUUACUAAUAGGGGGCUGCA
Oryzias melastigma (Indian medaka) is the source of this 893-nucleotide messenger RNA. Its product is annotated as ras-related protein Rab-25. Gene Ontology annotation, cellular component: recycling endosome. The coding region runs from base 123 to 755 and encodes 210 amino acids. Gene Ontology annotation, molecular function: GTPase activity; GTP binding. The record is from RefSeq and is a predicted model, not a curated record. Lineage: Eukaryota; Metazoa; Chordata; Actinopteri; Beloniformes; Adrianichthyidae. The transcript has 5 exons. Gene Ontology annotation, biological process: exocytosis.